AUGUCUGACUGGGAUACUAAUGUUGUUAUUGGUUCAAGGGCUAGAGCUGGUGGUUCUGGUCCAAGACAAAACGUAGCUAGAACUAACGCUCAAAUUAACGCUGCCAGAAGAACCGGUAACGUUCUUUCCGUCGAUAAGAAGUAUGGUACUACUAAUGCCAAGGGAAACAACGAAGGCCAAAGAUUGACUAUGGUCGACCGUGAAACUGACAUUGUCAAAUUAAAGAAAUUAGACCCUGCUGUUGGUAAAGCUAUUUCAAAGGCAAGAACAGAAAAAAAAUUGUCUCAAAAGGAUUUGGCAACAAAGAUUAAUGAAAAGCCAACUGUGAUAAACGAUUAUGAAGCUGGUAGAGCUGCUCCAAACCAACAAAUUUUAGGUAAGAUGGAAAGAGCUCUAGGUGUCAAAUUGAGAGGUAAGGAUAUUGGUCAACCUCUAGGUGGUCCAAAAAAGAAGUAA
Vanderwaltozyma polyspora DSM 70294 is the source of this 456-nucleotide messenger RNA. It is a transcript of the gene MBF1, whose product is annotated as multiprotein-bridging factor 1. The record is from RefSeq and is a predicted model, not a curated record. The transcript has a single exon. NCBI's taxonomy places the organism in Eukaryota, Fungi, Ascomycota, Saccharomycetes, Saccharomycetales, Saccharomycetaceae. The coding region runs from base 1 to 456 and encodes 151 amino acids. Gene Ontology annotation, molecular function: DNA binding. Gene Ontology annotation, cellular component: nucleus.